Messenger RNA from Clunio marinus, 1161 nucleotides. The record is from the annotation of a GenBank genome assembly. Lineage: Eukaryota; Metazoa; Arthropoda; Insecta; Diptera; Chironomidae.
AUGGAAUUAAAAUGUGAAUUUAGAUAUUUCUAUUUGCUUGGAAUUGGGCGUAAAUACACGAGUACUAUUGAUUCAUCUUCAAUAACGAAGCCAAACACGAUCAUCCAAACAAUUAAUGGACAACAUUUGGAUGGAAAAAGUGACAAAGAUGUCGAAGCGAUUUUGUUUAUUGGUACAACAGUCAACUACUUCCCUCAAGGAUUGAACGAAAUUUUUCCGAAUUUGAAAGCUGUUUAUAUUGGUAGAUGUGGAUUGAAAUCAAUAACACGAAGAGAUUUGGAUGGACUAGAAAAUAUUGAGGUACUGCGAUGUUAUGAAAACAAAAUCACUUCACUUCCCGACAAUCUGUUUAGGAAUAUGAACAAACUUAUUGACGUUUCAUUCAGCGACAAUGAUCUGCAAUGCAUGUCUUCAGAUGUUCUCAAGCCAAUAUUGAAAAAUGAUUUAAAAUUCGUAGACUUUCGUGAAAAUCGUUCCAUUGAUGCUGUUUAUUGUAACUCAUCUUAUCCGCAAGAAAUCAUUGGAAAUAAAGUUGAUUCUGUAACCAAGUUGAUGGCCUUGAUUGGUGAGAAAUGUGAUAAGCUAAUAAAGAGCGAUAAGGAAAUGUUUUUAAUCGCAGCUCUAGAAGGGUUCAAGGAACUUUGGACGACUGGCCGUUUAUCGGACAUCACGAUUGUCACUGACACGGAGAAAUUCAAAGUACAUAAAUUUGCUUUGGCUAUGCAAAGUUCAGUUUUCACUUCAAUUUUCGAAAAUGUGAUGAAGGAUCGACCAUCUGACGAAAUUCAAAUGAAAAACAUAGAUCCCGAAGUUGCAAAGACUUUCCUGAAAUUUUUCUACACCGGUGAAGUCGAAAUUGAAGAAAUUUCAAAUCUGCUGGAACUUUUCGCACUCGCAGCAAAGUUCAAAGUGGAAACUUUAAUGUCAAUCAUUGAAGACAUGAUCAUAGAUGAUCUAAACGAUGAUAAUGCAAUUGAAAUAUAUGAACUUGCUUGUCGCUUUAAUUGUGAUGGAAUGAAAACUUCAGCAUUUGAAUUCAUUCAAUCGAUGUUUGAUGAACCAUUGAAAGACGAACUGAUGAACCAACCAGAAAUUUUAAAAGAACUUGUUGAAGCUAAGCAAAAAAUAAAUUCAAUACUGAAGAAACAAAAACUGGCUUAA